Molecule: messenger RNA, 1669 nt
Organism: Urocitellus parryii (Arctic ground squirrel)
Lineage: Eukaryota; Metazoa; Chordata; Mammalia; Rodentia; Sciuridae
Source: RefSeq, a predicted model, not a curated record
AGAAAAAAAUUGGUGACGCCAUACCAAGACCCCGCCCCCUUCUUUGGAGCGGAGAGACUUCUACUGCGGAAGCUCGGGCCAAUCAGGAGGAAGGCCCCAGGAUGGCUUGGUGAUGGGGACGCGGCCGAGAGGGCCUCCUGGUCAGGAUUCCUCCCAGGUGCUGCGGAUGGAGGCGUGGGGUAGCCUUGGAACCCCAUAGACUAGUUUCGAAUCUCAGCUCUGCCAGUUAUUAGCCUGUGACUUUGAGUCUGACAAGAUGUACCAGGUCCCACUGCCACUGGAUCGGGAUGGGAUCCUGGUUCGGCUCCGCUUCACCCUGGUGGUCCUGGUUACGGUCUGCUGUCCAUUUAUCGCCUUCCUCUUCUGCAUCCUCUGGUCCCUGCUCUUCCACUUCAAGGAGACAACGGCCACACACUGUGGGGUGCCCAAUUAUCUACCCUCGGUGAGCUCAGCCAUCGGCGGAGAGGUGCCCCAGCGCUAUGUGUGGCGCUUCUGCAUUGGCCUACACUCAGCACCCCGCUUCUUGGCGGCCUUCGCCUACUGGAACCACUACCUCAGCUGUGCCUCCCCGUGUCCUGGCUACCGCCUGCUCUGCCGCCUCAACUUUGGCCUCAACGUUGUGGAGAACCUCGCACUACUAGUGCUCACCUAUGUCUCCUCCUCUGAGGACUUCACCGUCCACGAAAAUGCUUUCAUUGUGUUCAUCGCUGCUUCCCUCGGUCACAUGCUCCUCACCUGCAUUCUCUGGCGGCUGACCAAGAAGCACACAGUAAGUCAGGAGGAUCGCAAGUCCUACAGCUGGAAACAGCGGCUCUUCAUCAUCAACUUCGUCUCCUUCUUCUCGGCACUGGCUGUCUACUUUCGACACAACAUGUAUUGUGAGGCUGGAGUAUACACCAUCUUUGCCAUYCUGGAGUACACUGUCGUUCUAACCAACAUGGCAUUCCACAUGACAGCCUGGUGGGACUUCGGGAACAAAGAGCUGCUCAUAACCUCUCAACCGGAGGAAAAGCGAUUCUAACACCUCUGCUGCUGGGAGAAAGUAGCCCACUGCCUAGAAACAAGAAACCACUCUUGCCUUCCCCAUACCCGUGUCCUCCUGGGUCCUUCUGAAAUGGGGGAGAGGGAAGAAGGGCAGAAGGGCAUAGGACAAGGCUGACCCAAGCAUCGCUGGCUUCUCCUCCUCAACCCUCACACAGCCACAGGGGCCUUCAAGUAACGUCAAUCUAAACUGACAGGCCCCAAGAAGCUGAGCUGGAAGGAGAGCUCCACCACUUGGUGCUAAAAAAAGUUCUGAGGUUUAUGACCACCAUCCAAUUUUUGGCUUUUACCUAGCCACCUCUCACAGAGGUUAGGGACUGCUGAGCAGUGGCUGCAGCUUCAAAACCAUAGCCAUUUCUCUCCAGGUCAUUCACUUGACUAGUAUCUGAUAAUCUUCCAUGCACAUUUAGGCCUGUGGCUGUAGUCCCCUGCUGGGUUUGCCCAAGUGUUUUAGUCCUGACUUCACUUCUUUAGUCUGGUGUGGGCCCUAAGGUGUGUAUCCUUACCUAUCUGAGCCUCAGUGUGUCCAUGUGUAUGAUGUGAGGAGGUGGCAGUGUGUGAUCUCCAAUGGCUCUGCCAGUGUGGUUCUGACAUCAUCUGAUGGAAGUGGUCUAUACCUGAAGGAUGA